AUUUGCAGGAAUAAUUGAUAUUUAUAGACAAAUGCCAUGUGAAGUGAAACUGACACUGAAUCAUAAUCACAGCAUUGACAGUGCUGCUUCAUUAAAGUAUAGGAAGCCGUCACAUGAAGUUCAGGAAACAUUGAUAUCUCUGUUUCAAAAGGGUCAUUCACCUGCUAGUGCACUUCAAUGUAUUAAGACUGACAUUCAGCUUAAUCAUUCCGAUUACCCAUUAGUGCUGGGAGACAGAAGUCAGUGCCCAGAUUAUAAGUUCUGCUAUAAUUUAUACAGGAAAACACUUGAGAAGGAUUAUGGACCCAUGGAUUUUAAUGAAGGGAAGGAAUUCUUGCAACAGAGAUUGCUGAAAUACAAUACAGAAGUUAGGAAUGUGUGUUGCAAGAUGGUUAUGAAAGAUGCCGAUUAUAUAAUAUGCAUUUGCUCAUCAUUGAUGAAGAAAGUACAUAUGUGUGAAGAAAUGGCACCAGAAAUGGUCUUCAUUGAUUCAACAGGAUCUUUAGACCACAAUGGCAGUAGAGUUUUUGUGUUACUCACACCCAGUGCAUGUGGAGGUUUACCGCUGGGAAUUAUAGUAACUUCAUCAGAAAGCUGUGAAGUUUUGCAAAUAGGCUUCCAGCUAUUGAAAGAGAUAGUAGGAAAAGAUAUUUUGGGGGGGGGGGGGGGGGGGAACAUUGAUGGACCACAUGUCUUUUUUUACUGA
Messenger RNA from Schistocerca nitens (vagrant locust), 706 nucleotides. RefSeq lists its product as uncharacterized. Lineage: Eukaryota; Metazoa; Arthropoda; Insecta; Orthoptera; Acrididae. The transcript is spliced from 2 exons. The record is from RefSeq and is a predicted model, not a curated record. Bases 32 to 706 code for a protein of 224 amino acids.